Messenger RNA from Vanessa tameamea, 2185 nucleotides. It is a transcript of the gene Set8, whose product is annotated as histone-lysine N-methyltransferase Set8. The record is from RefSeq and is a predicted model, not a curated record. Gene Ontology annotation, biological process: regulation of transcription by RNA polymerase II; regulation of DNA damage response, signal transduction by p53 class mediator. The transcript has 6 exons. NCBI's taxonomy places the organism in Eukaryota, Metazoa, Arthropoda, Insecta, Lepidoptera, Nymphalidae. Gene Ontology annotation, cellular component: polytene chromosome; nucleus. Gene Ontology annotation, molecular function: transcription regulator activity; protein binding; histone H4K20 methyltransferase activity. The coding region runs from base 370 to 1302 and encodes 310 amino acids.
AGUAAGUUUAAUUUAGAACUUUUAUACACUCUGUGAACUAAAGCGUCCAUUUUCUAAAAAGAAGUAUCAAUUUUGACAAUAGAAAGCAAUGUUUUACCGAUUUUAACUAAUUUUAGUGAGUGAAUAAUGUAUAAAAUGCGCCAAAUAAACCUAUCUUAAUUAUACAAAUACUUUAGUUACGUGUCAUAAUUAAAUAACAUAUUUUUAGAUGUUUAACAUAAAUUCAUCUAAUAUGACAAGGUCUAUUACAAAACAUUUGUAAUUCGAAUCUAUAUGAUCUGUCUAGUUUUGUUUGUAUGGGGUUAAGUUAAGUAUACUUUCGAUGGUGUUUUUGGAUUAUGAAACAGUGAUUUUCAAGUUCAAGUGGAAAUGGUUCGAGUUAAUAGCUUAAUGGCCUCCCAAGAAGGUGUAAAAACACCUCAUAGGAUUGAAUUGUGUGAAGAGAAACAAGUUAAACCAGCAAAGAAUUAUAGAAAACGCAGGAUUAUUGUAACUGCCCCUCUAAAGACUGAAAAUGAAGAAUUAAACUCUGAACCUCUCAUAAAGAAGACGGACUUAAAAUCAAAACCAUUAAAGGCUUCCAAUGGUAUUACAAACAUGACAAAUGGCAAUUCAGCACGAUCAAGGGCGGCUAGAGCUGCUGCUCGCUCUGCUGAGAGUCACAAACUCACAGAAUAUUUCAAAGAAGAGCUUAAAAGUCCUAAAGUAGAACAACUUCCUCCUUCACCUCAAUUAGAAAAAAAUAUAAAAACUGACCAUAAAUCAAAUGGAAAUACAAAUCACAAACUCACAGAGUACUUUCCUGUAAGAAGGAGUGUGAGGAAAACAUCGAAAUGUGUAAUGGCCGAAAAAAUGAGAGAUUUGGAGAGAGCAAUAAGAGAGCAAAGGGAAGAUGGACUUCAGGUUGCGUCUUUCGACGGUAAAGGUCGCGGCGUGAUCGCAACUCGUUCGUUCGGACGCGGUCAGUUUGUGGUUGAAUACUCUGGAGAGUUAGUGGGAGUUGCAGAGGCUCGUGAGAGGGAACGCAAAUAUGCUUUGGAUCCAAGUGCCGGCUGCUAUAUGUAUUAUUUUCGACUUCAAGAUCAGCAGUAUUGUAUCGACGCGACGGCCGAAACGGGUCGACUGGGUCGGCUGGUGAAUCACUCCCGGAAUGGCAACCUGCUGACCAAGGCACUCUGGGUGGACGGGCCGCGCCUCGUGCUGCUCGCGGCGCAUGACAUCGCGCCGGGCGACGAACUCACCUACGACUACGGCGACCGCUCCAAGGAGUCGCUGCGACACCACCCCUGGCUGGCUCUUUGACCUGGGACUGUAUCAAGAAGCCUCAGUUGGACUUAAAAUAAAUAUUUAUUGAUUUAACUUAGAUAAUAUAAAGUUUGUUAUAGAAGUUUUGUUUGAGAUUGCAUACUGCUAUAUUGUUAAGUAGUGAGAUGAGUGGCCUAACACAAGUUAUCUAAAUGGCGUAGUUGCCUCGUGCGCGCCAAAACCACCUUUUGCCAACUCAAAAUGUGUAUAUUGUAUUUAUAUAUACAUGUGUAAUAAUUUUGUCAUUAUAUACUUUCAUAUUGUGUCCUUAAAAUAAUAUACAAGAUAUGUAACGUUCGAUUCGCAUGAUGUGCAUUGAUCAUCAGUAUUUUCCACAUAAAUGCUACUUAUGUAGUUAAUAAUUGUUUUUAGCCAAUUGUGCCUGCUUUGUAAGGCAGAGUCAACUGCUCAAUUAAAAUGUGUUCUUUUUUGUCACUGAUAAAUAUUGUUCGUCUUAUUAUUAUACUUAUAACAAUUAAAAAAAAUUAAUAGCUCAUUUAUUUUUGUUAUGUGAAGUUUUAUUUCAUUGUCAUGAUUAAUUUUCUAGUUUGGAAUGUAUAUCUAUCUGUUUUGUAUUAAAACAAAUAUUACACUAACCUUAUAAAGACAUUUAUGAAAUAAUAAACAUUACAGAAUCAUCAAUGAUAAUGUUAGAUUCAUUAUUUAAAAAAAAAAACAAAUAAAAAUUAUACAAAGUCAACUCUAUAACAGUUGGACAAUGUUCAUUUAUGACACACUACACAAAUAAUAUAUAUAUAUUUUAACAUACAUAUUUAAACAUUAACAUAAUUUACUAAGUAAUUAGUUACAAUGUUUGAAAUUUAAAUAAUUUAAUACCAUCUCAUGAUAGAUAAAUAUUACCAAAUAAAGACCACAAAUA